Cordyceps fumosorosea ARSEF 2679 is the source of this 3405-nucleotide messenger RNA. RefSeq names its product SIT4 phosphatase-associated protein. Bases 1 to 3405 code for a protein of 1134 amino acids. NCBI's taxonomy places the organism in Eukaryota, Fungi, Ascomycota, Sordariomycetes, Hypocreales, Cordycipitaceae. Gene Ontology annotation, molecular function: protein phosphatase binding; protein phosphatase regulator activity. The record is from RefSeq and is a predicted model, not a curated record. Gene Ontology annotation, cellular component: cytosol; nucleus. The transcript has 3 exons.
AUGUUUUGGAGGUUUGGCGGCUACGCCAACAUCUCCACCAUCGACACCAUCCUUGACAAGACCGACUUUACCCUCGAGGAGCUUCUCGACGAGUCCGACCUCAUCCAAGAACUCAAGCAGCACAACUCCAAGCUCAUUGAGUAUCUCCGCGAAGAUGCCAUCCUCAAGCGCCUGCUCGAAUACGUCGUCGCCCCCAAGCUCGCUACCUUCGAGACCUCCCAAGACAACCAGGAUGAUUUGCGCGGAAGGAAUCGCCUGAUGACCUUUUCUCGUCCUCGGGCAUCCUCCCGCAACACCGACUCGGCCGGAGCUGACGAUCCCGCACAAGAGAAGCGGCGCAACCACUACGCGCUGGUCGCCGCCGAGGUUUUAAGCUCCGACACCUGGUCCAUCUACGAGUCCCUCACAGACAACAAGCAGCUCAUCAAGGCAUUUUGGGAAUUCUUGUCCCGCCCCGCUCCUCUCGACCCGCUGCAGGCCAGCUACUUUACCAAGGUUAACGAGUCGCUCUUCGAGAAGAAAACAGAGGAGAUGAUCGAGCUGCUGCGAAGCCUUCCGAACGCCAUCCCUGACAUGCUGCGACAUGUUGAGUGCCCCAUGAUUAUGGACCUGCUUCUCAAGAUUAUUGCCAUGGACCGUACCGAAGGCGGCCACGGCAUUGUUGAGUGGCUCUACUCAAAAGACAUCAUCUCGACGCUUCUCUCCUUCAUCAGCCCCGAGCACUCCUGGGUCGUUCAAACCGCUGCUGGUGACUUCAUCAAAGCGAUCAUCACCAUAUCUGCCAAUGCUUCACAAAAUGAACAACAAUGCAUCGGGCCGAACGAGCUCACCCGCCAACUAGUCUCUAAAGAGUGCGUCGAUCAACUUGUUGGAUACAUGCUUCACGGUGGAAACCCCCUUACCGUUGGCGUUGGCAUCAUCAUUGAAGUCAUUCGCAAAAACAACUCUGACUACGAUCCUGACGUGCUUGCCGAAGCCGAAAAUGAACCUUCCAGCCGCGAUCCCAUCUAUCUUGGAACUCUCCUCCGCCUAUUCGCAGACAACGUGCCCAAUUUCAUGAGCCUGAUAAUGGAAGGCCCUGCACAGGCCAAAGGUCUCGCGUCAACAUUUGGCGAAAAACUGGAGCCGCUGGGAUUUGACCGCUUCAAGACUUGCGAACUUAUGGCAGAGCUUCUGCACUGCAGCAACAUGGGCCUUCUCAACGAAAGCGGGUCGGAGCAACUCAUUGCUGCGCGCGAUUCAGAGCGCCAGCGCAUGAGAGAAGCCGGGCUGCUAUUCCCUGCACGCGAUGACGAUACUGCUAGCGACAAUUUGACAAUGCGGCAGGGAAUGCCUACUGAAGGCAGACGUCUUGAAGUCACGAACCCUAAUGAGGACGGCUUCGAAGAAGUAGAUGCUGCGACGGAAGAAGCCCAAAAGCAAGAAAAAUCAAGCAUUGCAGCGCUGAAAGAUAACGAUGACUUUGUUGAUGAACCCCUUACAUCCCCGAAGUUGGAUUCCACAAGGGCUACUGAGCAGCAGUACGAGAACCCCGAGCUCGUUGUUGCACCUCUGUCGCCCAUCAAGGCGCCCUCUGCCGAGUUUGAUGAUAGACCAGAGGCCCCAUCCGGAACGUCCGAUCUCGAAGUUCCAACAGUCUCGGAAAGCUCCGUCGCAGAACAGGAGGCUAAGCUAGAAAGCCCUGCAACAGCUGUUGAUAGCAUUACGAGAGACACCAGUAAAUUGGAUGUCGCCUCUCCCAGCGACACGCUUUCACUGGCUCGAGAACUCUCACCACACCCCGAAGAUACCCCUGCGCCACUGUUCUCUGCACCACCUGCCCCUGAACCGCCCGCUGAAGGUGAAAGACCUGCGUGGGAUGAUAUGCAGCAGGACACCGAACCAUCUGAAAUUAUCAUUGCCCAUGUUCCCGAGGUACCUGCUGCCCCAGAACUAGAUAUGCCGGGCGAGCCUGUUGUGGGAGACUACUUGAAGCAGCAGUUUGUUGAGCACCGCGUUGUUCCCACUAUUUUGUCGUUUUUCUUUAAAUACCCAUGGAACAAUUUUCUGCAUAAUGUUGUCUACGAUGUGGUUCAGCAAGUAUUUAAUGGCCCUAUGGAUCGAGGCUACAACCCAACUUUGGCUGUAUCUCUCUUCGAGGCCGCAGACGUUACGACUGCCAUCAUCGAGGGCCAGCAAGCCAGCGAUAAAUCUCAGGCCAAGACCAAGACCCGCAUGGGCUACAUGGGCCAUCUCACAUUAAUUGCUGAGGAAGUUGUCAAGUUUACCGAAAGACAUCCACCCGAGCUGCUGUCUGAGACUGUCCUGGACAGGGUGAUGAGUGCAGGCUGGAUCAAUUACGUCGAGGGUGCACUCGCAGAAACCCGUGAGCGGGACAAUGCUAUUCUCGGCGGCGUGAGGCCCGAGGUUGCACUUGGCCAGCGCCACAGUCUCGGCCCCGGCGGUAUCGGUGGCCUCACUGGCUUGAGUAACACACCAGCAGGCGCCACCGCACUGGCAGAAGCCGGCUUGAAUGGCGGCAUGGAACUCAGUGACAACACUGGCGGCGGCAUGGGACAGUUUGCAAUCAGCGGAGGCGCCAUGAUAUCCGGAUUUGGGAGCAGCAGUGACGAAGAUGACGACGAUGGGGAGGGCGAAGAUGAAGACAUCAACACAGAGUUUCGCUCCUUCGCUGAGCAUGGUGGCUCUCUUGACCCACCAUCAAUACCGCCGCCUCCGCCUCCUCCUCCACUGAAUAUUCCGCCGUCGCGGGCGCGGCUUCAGCUCGCGGCGAGGCUGGCUAUGCACCAAAAAAGCAGAGAGGACAACGCGGCCUUCAGCGGCUCCUUCAAUGGCUUUGACGACGAGGACGAGGACGAUGACGAUGAUGACGACAAUGAUGCACGUAACGCGACGGAUCCCUUUGCGGAUGUCGACGAUGAUGACCUGGACGACGACCUAGACGACGAUGAGCCCCAUCACGGCGGCCGUGGCGCGUGGUGGCGCGACGUUGUAAGCAAGGCCCCUGGUGCCGGCGCUGUUGACCAAGACGACUCAGACGACGAGGAGUUUGGUGACUUUGCCAUGGCCGAGGACGAAAGAGGUGGCGGUAGCAGCGGCGCUCGCGACGAGGAGACGACGCCUGAAAGAGUGCUCCUAAAGCCGCUGGCCGUGAACCCCGUCAAAGAGGCGGCCCGCGGUCUCAGCGGUCUCUGGCCCUUUGGCUCUCGGGCGGAAACGACAGCGGCAUCGGGCAAGACGGACGACGCUGAGGCCGAUGAGGACGAGGGCGAAGUCAUUGUUCCCCCAGCGACCGGCGGCGAUGCGAAAGCGAGCCGCAGCACGGGUCCAGUCGAAGCGAAGGAGGGCAUUCGCCGCACAAACAUCGAAGAAGUGGACGACGAUGAAGUGAUCAAUUUCAAGUAG